Molecule: messenger RNA, 961 nt
Organism: Setaria italica (foxtail millet)
Lineage: Eukaryota; Viridiplantae; Streptophyta; Magnoliopsida; Poales; Poaceae
Exons: 3
Coding region: 253-732 (159 amino acids)
Source: RefSeq, a predicted model, not a curated record
UGGGCGACCGCACUAGACGAGGUGGUCCAGGAGGCCCGACCACACGACACCGACGCUUUCGCAGCGUACCUUAGCUGGUUCUUACCGAGGACCAGGACGCGGGUCCAACACGUUCCGGCGGAGCCACCGACGGAGACCGCUCCAGUCACCCAGACGUAUCCUCGCGCGAGAGACGUCAACUACGACCGCGUGAUCGACCUUAUAGCGGAUUUGGACAGGCAGCUGACGUACGGCAUCGAUAACUUCCCCGUGAUGAAUUUGGUUCAGCAACGAUCGCUGCUUACGAGGGUCAGAGACGGCUGCAGGAGGUUCCUCAGUGGCGUUACCUGCCGUGGCAGGCACGGGGACGUCGUCCAUCCACCACGACCUUCGUACCCCCGUGCGUCCACUCCAGCUCCUACUCAGCAGGCUGGUGCGUCCUCUCAGCAGCCCAUUCGUCCGGCAGCAGCCGGCACCUCCUAUGUCGUACCACCACCACCGCUGCCACCGUCUUGGCAUGCCACAACAGGUCCAUCCACCGUUCCUCAAAUGCAAUACACAUGGUCGUCUUAUCCUUCUUCAGCUGCACCGGAGCUACGACCAACAGGCUACGUAGACCAGGGAUGGCAUUCGGAGGAGUCGCACGACAAGGCAGCGAGGGCCAGCAGCAGUGCUUGGAUCGAUGACCUUUUCAGAGUGGACGCCGACCUGCUCGGUCCCUCCCAGCUGCCAGACGCCCCGGGUCCUACAUAGGGUGCGACCCAGUUCCUCGGGACACCACAGGGUCCCACACAGGGCGCGUCGUCGUAGUACCUCGCGACACCUCCUGCGGAGGCAGCGGGAGGACGUCCGACUUGUGACGUUCACCCGUCGGAGCCCUGAACGUAUGACUGGCAGCAGACCAGAGCAGCGCAGCGGGCAACAAGGCAUGGUCGUGGUGCCGGCAAGCCUCGUUUCAAGCAAGGACGCAUUUAGUGCGUAG